CAAGGACAGGCUGGCGGAAGUAGAGCUGCUCAAAAGUCUGGGCGACGUGAACUUGGAGAAGGGAAGACUCGGGAAGGAUAGAGGGAAGUUCAACAUGGCCAUGGCGCUUUACGUGGCUGCUAUAGUCCGAUGUCACCAUCGGGAUCAGGGAGAAGGUAUAGAACACCGGUACAAAUACGCGGAGAGACUUUUACAAGGGGUGACGUCAAAGGGGUCACAGGAUAAGGAACAACAAACUGAAAAUAAGGAAAAAACUUCACCUGCAAAGGUGGCUAAAACGUUUCAAAACAUGGACAAGAAACGGGCUACUGGUUGUAACACAGACAUUGUGCUGGUUGGAUACGCACAAUUAAUGGUAGAGGGAAUAGUAAACGACAACAACAUGUUAGAAACAGAAGCGAUCAAAAGCCUCGGUGACGUGUACCUGAAAAGAGGAACAGAAACUGGAGACACUAGAGACUUGACCAAAGCUACUGCUCUGUACAACACGGCACUGGCGCGGUGUAACAACGUUCAGGGAACAGUUGCCAUUGUCCAUCGCUUACUGUACACAGCAAAAAUCAGGCAGGACAUCACCACAAAAAGCAUAAAGAAGUCAACUCGAACGAAACGACAACAAAACGUGAGAGGACGGAAGGACCACAUCUCUCCCUUCUCAACUGCAACCUUAAAUGACAGCACUAAUGACCAAAUGCACCGUCUGCACAGGGCCCCGGAACUACAGAAAGCUGAAAACCCUACAGGAGCCGAUGAUGACACUGAAUACGAAGAACAUCUACAUGAUGGCUCCAGAGCCCUGCAGACUGGAGAUCUGGACACAGCAGAACAAAGUUUUUCAGCUGCACUCAAGUCCGUUCAUGUCCAAGGUCAACACAAGAAGGAGGCAGAGCCCCUGUACAAGUUGGGCAAGGUCUAUCUGAGAAGAGGAAUCCGGUCAAAGGACGGGGGUGAUUUCACCAAGGCUGCAGCACUCUGUAAUGCAGCAUUGGGUGAGGCCGAGAUCUUGAUGAUCACCCCUUAA
Messenger RNA from Branchiostoma floridae (Florida lancelet), 1021 nucleotides. RefSeq lists its product as uncharacterized. The coding region runs from base 95 to 1021 and encodes 308 amino acids. Gene Ontology annotation, molecular function: protein binding. Lineage: Eukaryota; Metazoa; Chordata; Leptocardii; Amphioxiformes; Branchiostomatidae. The record is from RefSeq and is a predicted model, not a curated record. The transcript has 6 exons.